AUGGGCUCGGUCAACGGGGUAGACCAGCGGUAUCGCAUCAUUGUGGAACACCUAGACUCCGAGCUCGAGGACUGGCAGGCACUCGAAUACAAAUGCAUCGCCCGAGAGUGUUCUGCUAAUGGUUGGUCGUUUGUGCUGUCCGGACUGUCUUCCCCGGCGGAGACGAAGCAGCAACUUGGACUCCCUGCGACCUCUCUAACCCAACAAGGAGUCGAGUCUCUGUUCUCAACGGCCGAAGAACGACAGCAAGUCUGCCUUUUGGAUCCCCGAGGAUCGCAGGACUUGGCUCCGGAGGAUGGCGAGAAGUUCAAAGUGUUCUUGUUCGGCGGAAUCCUUGGCGACGACCCUCCACGAGAUAGGACAGGCGAGCUUCGACGAAUCGGCUUUCCAGGCCGGAAACUCGGCCCCGAGCAAAUGACUACAGAUACCGCCGCGAGAGUCACAAGGAUGGUCAUCCAGGAUAAAGUGCGUUUGCAGGACAUCCAGUAUGUCAACAGACCAGAACUCAACCUCUCCGCAACGAAAGGAGAGGACGCGACAAACGCCUCCGAGAGCGUGAGCAUGCCAUUCAAAUAUGUGAAGGGUCAAGACGGUGCACCAGUCAUGCCUGAGGUAUGA
Neohortaea acidophila is the source of this 618-nucleotide messenger RNA. Its product is annotated as SAM-dependent RNA methyltransferase. The transcript has 3 exons. Gene Ontology annotation, molecular function: protein-arginine omega-N monomethyltransferase activity. Gene Ontology annotation, biological process: peptidyl-arginine methylation. The coding region runs from base 1 to 618 and encodes 205 amino acids. The record is from RefSeq and is a predicted model, not a curated record. Lineage: Eukaryota; Fungi; Ascomycota; Dothideomycetes; Mycosphaerellales; Teratosphaeriaceae.